Messenger RNA from Photinus pyralis (common eastern firefly), 2844 nucleotides. RefSeq names its product glycerol-3-phosphate acyltransferase 1, mitochondrial (gene mino). Gene Ontology annotation, cellular component: mitochondrial membrane. The transcript has 11 exons. NCBI's taxonomy places the organism in Eukaryota, Metazoa, Arthropoda, Insecta, Coleoptera, Lampyridae. The record is from RefSeq and is a predicted model, not a curated record. Bases 184 to 2697 code for a protein of 837 amino acids.
AUGCCGCUUGCAAGCAGUGUGCGUUGUAUUGGCCGACACUCUUAAGAAGUUCGCCCAUGUGAUACUCCUGUCUAUUGUUAUUAAUAGGUUUAUUACCUAAUUAAGCACAGUAAUGGGGUUACGGCGUUGGAUACUAUUGUAACGUGUGCGCGUAUUUUGUGAACUUUUUCUGGAUGAUACGAAAUGGAGGGAUUCUUAGAAAUUGUAUUUUUUCUUGGAUUUUUGUAUUGGUUUUGGCCGAAUUUAUUUCUUGAAGGUGCAUCCAGAGCCAAUAAAAUGGUUGAUAUUGUAACAAGUCGUAUGUUUGAAGCAGUCAACAGAUUUGCACCCGUGCCCAAGCAACAAGGCGAUUCCUUGUCAACAAUUAACGAUUUGAAACGAUUUUCUUCGGAUCAGCGAUAUAAAAGGAUUUUAAACAGGGAAUCGGAAGCAAAGGCAAGAGAAGCUCAAUUGUAUGACAUAAAAGAAAAUGUACCUCCCAUUUCAAACAUUAAAACCAGACCAUUAAUGGGUCUUACAUGUUACAGUUGCGCACCAGUUAGUAGGGAUUCGUUAGUCAACCAGUCGACGAAGAAUUUAGGUUUGAAAAACAUUUUAAAUGAAUACCCUGCAAUUCGAAAGAAGGGAGUGCUUACACGAACAUUUGCUCACUUUACGCAAUGCUAUGAAGCGACCUCCUACAAUUACGCUUAUGUGGACAGCUCAAUUUUGGAAGAAGAAAGAGUGAAGCUUGCUAUAGAAAAGACCACAGCGAAACAAGUCGAAGAGUCGAACAGAUGGGAGGAGGAAUAUUGUGAACAGUUAUUGGUUCAGAAUGAGAGGCGAGCGAAAAAGUUGUUCAAAGAUAUGCAGUCGUCUAUGUCAGAUUUGUUAUUUAAGUUAACUUCGUGGGUAUUAUAUAAGCUGCUUCCUUGUUUUUUAAGCUCGAUCGUGGUCCAUUCGGGCCAAGUAAAAAUGAUUAAAGAAGCCGGACAGACUGGUCUACCUCUCAUUUUUCUUCCAUUGCAUAGAUCUCAUUUAGAUUACAUAAUGAUAUCAUUCAUUUUGUUCAAUAACAACAUCCAGUGUCCGUUGAUUGCCGCGGGAGAUAAUUUACGGAUGCCAAUUUUUGGAUCUUUACUUCGAGGGUUAGGCGCUUUUUACAUUAGGAGACGUUUGGACCCAGUUUUGGGACAAAAGGAUUACGUGUACAAAGCUAUCUUACAUUCGUACAUGAAUGCCGGUUUGAGAGCGGGACAUAAUGUAGAAUUCUUUUUGGAAGGUGGUCGCACUAGGACCGGAAAACCGCUAAUGCCAAAGUAUGGGAUAUUUAGUGUAAUACUUGACUCUUUAAUGGACGGAACGAUCGAAGAUGCUCUAUUGGUACCUGUUAGUAUAAAUUACGAGAAGUUGGUCGAUGGCAACUUUAUAAGGGAGCAGCUAGGACAACCAAAGAAAAUGGAAACGUUCAGAUCGACAAUGAGAAGUAUUUGGCAUGUGCUUAACUCCAAUUACGGAAUGGCUCGUAUUGAUUUAAAUCAACCUAUUUCACUUAGAGAGUUAAUGAAAACCUUUAACAAUGGUAAAGUACAGAACCAGGUGUUUCCGAAAAGUCUUCGUACAAAUCCUUCCAACAGCAGUCUAUAUGGAACAGACGUGGUAUCGGAUGAGUACAAAUAUUUGGUAGAGAAAAUUUCUAAACAUGUUCUUUACGAUGGUGCUCGCUCAACGUCAGUAAUGUCAACCAACGCAGUUGCCUACCUUUUAUUGCGUCAAUUUAGGAAGGGAGCUACUUUGGAUGAGUUAGUGGCAGCUUUGGAUGAAUUGAGAGUUGAUCUUGACAACAAACAGAAGGAUGUGGGUUUCAGUGGAAGCUCAAGGGAUGCCAUAUUAUAUGCAGUGGACAUGUUGGGCGUCUCAUUAAUAAAAAAAGAAGUUAUAGAUGACAAAUUUUUUAUUACACCUGACACAAGUCUUCCCAACGUAAUUGAACUUAAUUACUACAGUAACAUUCUUGUGAAUUAUUACUGUCUUGAAGCAGUCAUAGCCACAGCCCUGAACUGCAUGGAUACUGAACUAGGAGAAGUCUCCGAAGACGAAUUAGUAGAGGGAUGCUUGGACAUUUGCAACCUAUUGCAGUAUGAGUUUAUUUUUUGCAAACCCUGUCAAGAUUUGGAAGGCGCAAUUAGGGACUGCAUCGAAACUUUAACGAUUUACAAGGAAAUUUUUACACCAAUUAACGUUGAUACCAUCGAAGCUCAGAAAGGAAGGAAGUUGGCAGAACAAUUCUUUGACGAAGAUGAACUCGAUUAUACUGUGGCAAAACAGUUGAAAAUCAAUGACAACGAGAGUGUUAAUGAUUACCUCUUAUUUACGAGCAGCUUAUUAGCGCCCUUGAUAGAAUCGUACUCUGUUACGGCUUUUUGUAUGGACAAACUAAUCGGGCAGCCGCUUCCUGAAAGUGUACUAAUAAUGGAAACCCUAGACGAGAUGAAAGAGCAGCUUGGUACAGGGUCAAUCUAUUUCGAUGAAAGUGUUUCUAGCGAUUCAGUGAAAAACGCAUUGAAGUUGUUUCAAACGUGGGACAUUGUAGAGUGUCAAAGUGAGGGUAAACAUCGCAAGUUCAACUUAAAACCAUCCCACAACAACCAUGAUAGUAUCAGAACAUUAGCCAGCCGAAUAGAUAAAUAUCGGACCGGUGUUGUUAGUUUAGAGUAAUGUGCAGUAAGGCUGAUUGUGAAACUCAAGUGCCUUUGGGUAGUUUUGUUAUGUUCAAUUGUUUAAUCUUCGUUUUUGUGUGAUAAUUUAUAUGAAUAACAUUAUUUUUUAUUGUAGGUAUCGUAAAUAAAUAGAUAUUUCUUUUUA